AUGACUGAAUCGAAGACCAGUAGUUGUAUUAUGUGCCAGGAAGUGGACACAUUCGAUAUGGUGCAGUGUGACGUUUGCGACCAGUGGACGCAUUUCGGCUGCGCUGGUGUAAACGAUAAAAUUAAAGACCAUCCGUGGAGCUGUCUGAAGCGCUGCAAUUCUCUGCAAAUACCAAAGCAGAAGAAAGGUGCUGCUAUCGCUACGGCGAAAAAGACCGCUGACGGAAAGAAGAAUUCGCGAAGUGAAGGUGGUUCGGUGAGCAGUGUUAAUGCGAUACUCGAUGAUUCCCUUGCAAAAUUACAGGAAGAGAUGGAAGCCAAAGAGAAGGCUAUGGAAAACGAGCGUAUUCUGCGUAAGAAACGGCUAGAAAUGGAACGCGCGCUGAGGGAGAAACAGUUACGAGUCGAAAGAGAACUUCGCGAGAUGGAGUUGCAGCAAGACCGUGAGUUUCAGGCACGAGAGUUGCAGCAAGAACAGGAAAUGCUGAAUCGGCGCUUGGUGGAGGAAGAAGAGUUUUUGAAAAAACGGAAUAAGUUAAGGCAAAAUUUCGAUGCGGCGAAAGCAGGCCUGGUGCAAAACUAUAGCAAGGUGGACGAAGAAGAGAAUGUAGACGAACCUGCAGGCAACGACUCAGACGGCGAUUGCGAUGAGAUUCUCAGCCAGAAGGUGGAAAAGUGGCUCGGCGGAAAAAGCUUCGAAUGUGACGAUAGACGGAAAUCGGUAAAAAAUGUUGCGGUAUUCGAAUUAGUUAGUACGAGGAGAACUACAGGGGUACAUAACGAAAGAUUCAAAGGGCUUUCGGUUCCCUUUAUUGCAUAUCGAUCGGAAGACCUGGCUCGCGAGCAGGCAAUUGGCGGCCAAACCCGCAAAGGGGAUGAUUUAUUACGGCUGACGGCGGAGGAGAAAACGGUGUUGGCAGAUUUCCGUAUGAACCGGAUGGGCAACGGACCAAGGAUGAACGGGCCGGGGAUUGAGCCGGCAGGGCUUUCCCAAGCACAAAUUGCCGCCCGGCAAUCCGUUUCUAAGCAGUUACCGGUGUUUAGGGGGGAAGCUGAACUGUGGCCAAUAUUCAUCAGCAGUUACGAAUACACAACUCAAGCUUGUGGGUUCUCCAAUCUGGACAACCUGAAGCGAUUGCAGGACUGUUUGAAAGGGGAUGCACUCGAGGCUGUGAGGAGUCGGUUAGUUUUACCCGAUUCGGUUCCCGAUGUCAUUCAUGAUCUACAGAAUUUAUUUGCUAAACCAGAGAAGCUGUUGAAGACGUUACUGGCGAAGGUUCGUCAAGCCAAACCACCGAGGGCUGACCGUUUAGAAUCCUUUAUACAUUUCGGCAUUACGGUCAAGCAGUUAUGCGAUCACUUAGAAGCCGCGAAGUUAGUGGAUCACCUUAGUAAUCCCAUGUUGGUCCAGGAGCUUGUAGAUAAACUUCCCCCGAAUUAUAAGCUGGAGUGGGUCCGCUUUAAACGGGACAAAACUGGUACUCCGCUAAGAAUCUUUACCGAGUUUAUGAACGGUAUUGUUUCAGACGUUUCGGAGAUUAGUGAGUUUUCUUCCCUAGAUCUCACUGACCGAAAUGAACGAUCCGGAAGCUCCAGAAGAGCAAAGCUGAACAAAAGGGAGUAUGUCCAUAUCCACAGUUCCUCGCCCACCAGUAAGGAUACAGUGCCGAGUGGCAGAAGCGAGAUGCCGAAUGAAAGAAGCGAAGUGCCGAGUUUAAGAGGGGAGAAACCGUGUUGGGUGUGCCGAAGAACCGAUCACAAAAUUAGAUUCUGCGAUGACUUUCGAAAGUUUAACGUUGCUGAACGCUUGAAGGUCGUCGAGAAGUUUAAGCGGUGCGAGUUGUGCCUCAACAACCACGGCAAGAGUCGCUGUAAUUUUCGAAUACGUUGUAACGUAGUGGGUUGCCAGGGAAACCACCAUACUCUCUUGCAUCGCUCAGAAGAAGUCGUUCAGAUCAUGGAGGUUCAGUGCAACGCUCACAGUCGUUUGAAUCGCUCAGUUGUCUUCCGCAUGGUUCCAGUUACACUUCACUGUGGGAACAGAAAACUGGAUAUUCUUGCCUUCUUGGACGAAGGGUCCUCAGUUACUCUAGUAGAGGAUUCCGUCGUGAAUACGUUGAAGGUCAACGGAGUCGUCGAACCGCUAAUCGUCACGUGGACCGGAAAUACGAAACGUUAUGAAAACGGCUCGAGGAGAGUGGAUUUGAUGGUGUCUGCUCGGGGUUCUGCCGAGAAAUUCGUGCUCCGUGAAGCGCGCACUGUCGGGGAUCUUGUACUGCCGAAACAGGAAAUGCAGUUUCGCGAAAUUGCGACACGUUACCCUCACCUGCAGGGUUUGCCUGUCCAGGAUUAUAAUAGAGAAGAACCGAAGAUGAUGAUUGGGCUGGACAACCUAUCCGUAUUUGCGCCACUCGAGUCCAAAGUUGGACAGCCAGGUGAACCCAUAGGCGUUCGAUCGAAGUUAGGCUGGACAGUUUACGGGCCAGAAAAAGGGCAUUCGAGCGGAAUCACGGCGGCUGGAAUUCCAGAGUCUGCUGAAAACAGCCGAGCGCGUGAGAUACUGAAAACCACCAUGGUGCGCAUAGGUGACCGGUUUGAGACGGGGCUUUUGUGGCGUGACGACUUGGUAGUUUUUCCCGACAGCUAUCCCAUGGCUGCAAAACGGAUGGAAGCUUUGGAGAGAAAGUUGUCGAAGAACGAUGAGUUGCGGAGUAAUGUAAUCCACCAGAUUGGGGAGUACCAAAGCAAAGGCUACGCACACAGGUUAACGGAUAAAGAACUUGCUUGUACAGAUCCGUCGGCUGUGUGGUAUCUUCCCCUGAAUGUAGUGGUGAACCCCAAGAAACCAGGUAAAGUGCGUCUGGUGUGGGAUGCAGCAGCGUCAGUUAGCGGAGUGUCUCUCAAUAGUAAGCUACUGAAGGGUCCGGAUUUGUUGACAUCCCUAGUGGCAGUGCUUCAACGCUUUCGAGAACGGCCUGUUGGAUUUGGUGGAGAUCUCAAAGAGAUGUUCCACCAGUACAUGAUAAGAGCACAAGAUAAACAAGCUCAACGGUUUGUAUUUAGACCCUGCAAGAGUGCAGCUCCGCAAAUAUACGUGAUGGACGUUGGUACCUUUGGAGCAACCUGUUCCCCGUGUUCAGCACAGUAUAUAAAGAACCUGAACGCUGAGCAAUUCACCGAUGAGUACCCCGAAGUAGCAAAGGCGAUUGUCCACAACCACUACGUUGACGAUUACUUCGACAGCGUCGACACAGUCGAAGAGGCAGUUCGGCUAGCAAAGAAUGUCGCAACGGUCCACUCUCGUGGAGGAUUUGUCAUGAGAAACUGGGUAUCCAACUCGAUGGAGUUCCUGCGGCAAAUGGGUGAGCGUAAUAGUGGAGAUCCUGUCCAUUUUCACGAAAAUAAAGAAACCGGAACGGAACGCGUCCUAGGAAUUAUCUGGGAACCGGCAAAAGAUGCAUUUUCAUUCUCUACCACCCCACGUGAAGAAUUUCUGUCAGCUCUAGCUGGAACGGAAAAGCCUACGAAGAGGAUGGUUCUCAGCUGCGUUAUGACGAUGUUUGAUCCUCUGGGACUCCUGUCGCCGUUCACAGUACUGGGAAAGAUGCUGGUUCAAGACCUGUGGAGAACGGGUUGUGGAUGGGAUGAGAAAAUCAGCGAUGAAUGCAUGCCGACGUGGACACACUGGGUCAAUUUGAUCCCAACGAUUGCAGAAGUGAGAAUAGGGAGGAGCUAUUUCGGGACAGCACUAUCCCAUCAAGUGAAAAACCUUCAGCUUCACAUCUUUACCGAUGCGGGUGAGAAAGCGUACGGUUGCGUGGCUUAUCUUCGCGCCGAGAUCAAUGGAAAAAAUGUCUGUGCGCUAGUGAUGAGUCGGAGUAAGGUCGCUCCGCUGAAGCAGUUAAGCAUUCCUCGGCUUGAACUUCAGGCGGCAGUGCUGGGCGCUAGACUGAUGCGUACUGUCCAGAAAAACCACAGCUUCGCUAUUCAGCAAACAUACCUCUGGACUGACUCGCAAACGGUGUUAUCCUGGAUCAGAUCGGACCAACGGAGAUAUAAACAGUUCGUUGGGUUUCGCAUUGGAGAGAUCCUCAGCAGCACGAAGCUGGCAGAUUGGCGGUGGACCCCAACAAGGUUAAACGAAGCAGAUAGGUUGACGAAGUGGAGGCAUGAUGUGGAGUUAGAAUCAGACGGCAGCUAG
Messenger RNA from Sabethes cyaneus, 4200 nucleotides. RefSeq lists its product as uncharacterized. Bases 1 to 4200 code for a protein of 1399 amino acids. NCBI's taxonomy places the organism in Eukaryota, Metazoa, Arthropoda, Insecta, Diptera, Culicidae. The transcript has 2 exons. The record is from RefSeq and is a predicted model, not a curated record.